Molecule: messenger RNA, 915 nt
Organism: Lactuca saligna
Lineage: Eukaryota; Viridiplantae; Streptophyta; Magnoliopsida; Asterales; Asteraceae
Source: the annotation of a GenBank genome assembly
AUGGCGUCGAUUGGUAAGACGAAUAAUGAAUCGGAAGCGGAUGAUGCUAAUAACACAGCCAAAAUUUUAUCAACAUCUGAUCCAACGAUGUUGAAGGAAGAGCCGGCGGAUAGCGAGUUGGGGGGAUCGAUACCGGUUGCAAUGGUGCCCGUGUCAAUGUCUCAGAAACAAAUGACGGUGGCGCCGCCCCGGAGGAGUUCUAAAGACCGUCAUACGAAGGUGGAGGGACGCGGUCGACGAAUCCGCAUGCCGGCUGCUUGUGCUGCGAGAAUCUUCCAAUUAACUCGGGAACUCGGUCACAAGUCAGACGGAGAGACGAUUCGGUGGUUGUUGGAGCACGCAGAGCCGGCUAUCAUUAAAGCCACCGGCACCGGGACGGUGCCGGCGCUCGCUGUUAAUGUCAACGGGACAUUAAAAAUCCCGACGACGCCAAGCGAAGAAGGAGGUGACGUGAAAAGACGAAAAAGGGCUUGUAACAGCGAGUUUUAUGAUUUGAAUGUUGCCGCAACUUCCAAUUUUGCCCCCAUAGCGCCGAUUGCCCCACGAGCGCUCGUGCCGUUGUGGACCAUGUGUGCACCACCGACCACCGGCGGGACUUUCUUCAUGAUUCCACCGUGUGGGGCCACCGGGGCAACCACAUUCCAUCAGUCCCAGUUGUGGGCCAUACCCACCGGGGUAACACCUGUUUUCAAUGUCCCAUCAAGACCCAUGACUAAUUAUUUGCCGGAAAUGAAACCGGUGGUGGGUAUCAGUAGUGGUGAAGUUCAGACGCCGGCGGUGAGUUCAAGUUCGAUUUCAAUUUCAACGAGGAGAACUGCGGAGGUUGUUAGGGAUCUGUCAUUGGAGCUUGGUGAUAGAAGAGAGCUUCAAUUCAUGGAAGGCUGUUCAAAAGAUCAAACGCCGCCUGCAAGUUAA